ACAGGAGGGUUUGACGGAUGCGUGCAGAAGAGCGGAGUCCGCUGCUCAUUGUGUGACUAUAUAACAUCCGAACGCAUGGCGCCCUCCCUGCCGCAGGCCUACAGGAGGCGCUGGUGGAUGGCGGUUACGGCCGUCUUCGAGAACCUGCUCUUCUCCGCCGUGCUGCUCGGCUGGGGCUCUUUGCUCAUCAUGCUGAAGAACGAGGGCUUCUACUCUCACCUGUGCUCAGGUGCGUCAAACCCGCGGCUCCGGGUCCCGGGGUCCGUUUCUCGGUCCGCUUACACGCCUCCGGGGCCCCUUGCAGAGAAUGACACGCUGAGCGCCGGCGCCACCGAGCGGGACUGGCUCAGCUGCGUGGAGCAGGACGAGAUGCUCAACCUGGGCUUCACUAUCGGCUCGUUCCUGCUGAGCGCCGCCACCCUCCCGCUGGGUGUCCUCAUGGACAGGUUUGGACCGCGUCCCCUGCGGCUCCUGGGCAGCUCCUGCUUCGCCUUCUCCUGUGCAAUAGUAGCGGCGGCGGCAUACGACCCCACAGUGCUGUCGCCCCUCAUCUUCAUCGCCGUCUCCUUCAACGGCUUCGGAGGGAUCUGCCUCACCUUCACCUCCCUUACGCUUCCUAACAUGUUCGGGAACGUGCGCUCGACGGUCCUCUCCCUCAUGAUCGGAUCCUACGCCUCCUCUGCGGUCACCUUCCCUGCAGUCAAGCUCAUCUAUGACGCUGGCGUGUCUUUCCGGCUGAUCAUGUGGGCGUGGGCGGCGCUGGCGUGCCUGGUGUUCCUCAACUGCUUCCUCAACUGGCCCGUGGAGUCUUUCCCCUCCCCCGAGGAGGUCGAUUACACUAAGAAAGCGAAAUCCGUGGAUCCGGCUCCGGACCGCCAAGUGACCGAGGACGCGGUGGGCCAGAGGCAGAGCCAUAGCGACCGGGAGCACGACUCCGGCCGCGUCCUGCAGCUGGGCUCCCCUCCGCUCCGCGCAUCUGUGUGUUCGCCCAUCUUCCUAUGGAGUCUGAUCACCAUGGCGAUGACCCAGCUGCGGAUCAUCUUCUUCAUGGGCGCCAUGAACAAGAUGAUGGAGUUCCUUGUGACCCGCGGGGACCAGAACCCUUCAGAGGAGCUGGUGAAGGAAGCAGAGGAACAAGUGUCCUUCUACUCGUCCGUCUUCGGCACCCUGCAGCUCCUUUGCCUGCUCACCUGUCCCCUCAUCGGCUACAUCAUGGACUGGAGGAUGAAGGAGCGCGAGGGCGAGCACGAGCACGAGCCAGAGCGCAGCCUGUCGCCCCCGCCCAGGAGGGACAGAAGGGUCCAGAAACUGACUAACGCCAUCCGAGCAUUUAUCUUCACUAACGUGCUGCUGGUUGCCUUUGGGAUUAUCUCGCUGGUGGAAAACCUGCCUCUCCAGGUCGCGUCCUUCGUUCUUCACACCAUGGUCAGGGGCUUCAUCCACUCGUGCUGCGGAGGCCUUUACGCCGCUGUGUGAGUCGGGGCUCUGUGUGUUCACUUGGAGCGUGUGCGCGCUCGGCGGUGCCCGGCGGUACCCGGCGACGGUCACACACGUAUCCGCGCUCCGCCCUCAGGUACCCCAGUAACCACUUUGGCACGCUCACGGGGCUGCAGUCCAUGAUCAGCGCCCUCUUUGCACUCCUCCAG
Scleropages formosus (Asian bonytongue) is the source of this 1646-nucleotide messenger RNA. Its product is annotated as large neutral amino acids transporter small subunit 3-like. Gene Ontology annotation, molecular function: neutral L-amino acid transmembrane transporter activity; L-amino acid transmembrane transporter activity. Gene Ontology annotation, biological process: neutral amino acid transport; transmembrane transport. The record is from RefSeq and is a predicted model, not a curated record. Lineage: Eukaryota; Metazoa; Chordata; Actinopteri; Osteoglossiformes; Osteoglossidae.